AGUAACCCCUUAAUAUGUUCGCUUCUGUAUGUCGUCAUCUUCUAUGAAUGAAGGUGUAAUAUUAUUAUUCUCCAAAAAAGAAGGUGUAAUACUAUUUGGGGAUCUGGGAAAAUAAUAAAUAGGUUAACAGCUAAUUAAUCUCAAAACCACAUAAAAAUAGCUUACUUCUCAAUAGAAACCUCUCUUCACCCUUCAGUUCACUUUGUAUCCACAGCCACCAUGGCUGGGCUCUACCAAGAUGAACAUUGCCAUUGUCAUCAUCGUCAUCAAAGUCACCACAAAGAUUGCUCUGAGACCAUAUUUAAUGCUACUGAAAUCAAGGUUUACUCCAAACCGGAAGAGAAGUACCACAACUCUCUGGACCAGCUUGGUCAACUCCGAUCUCUUGCUGCUGAUACUUAUGCUUUGUGUGAGAAGAACAAGGUAGGUAAAGUUCCAAGGCAUGCCAACGGGUACGAGAUAGAGGAGGAGAAGAUUGUAGUCGCGGCUGGAGCUGAUGUAUUUUCCUUCAAAUAUGAGAUGAAAGCGGGGAAGAAAGCUGAUGGACAUGAGAAAAAAGUGGAGAAUAAAACUGAUGGAUAUGAGACGAAAGUGGAGAAUAAAGCUUAUGGUUAUGAGAAGAAAGCUGAUGGAUAUGAGAGGAAAGUAGAGAAAAAAGCUGAUGGAUAUGAGAAGAAAGUAGAGAAGAAAGCUGAUGGAUAUGAGAAGAAAGUGGAGAAGAAAGCUGAUGGAUGUGAGAAGAAAGCUGAUGGAUAUGAGAAGAAAGUGGAGAAAAAAGCUAAUGGAUGUGAGAAGAAAAUGGAGAAGAAAGUGAAAGCUAACGAAUAUGAGAAGAAAGUGGAGAUGUGCUGAUGGUGAGAGAAGUGGAGAAGAAAAAAACAUCAGGAUAAUCAUGGAAAGAAGAAGCGUUGUGGAAAGAAGAAUUGAAAGAGUGUAUGUUGUUCCCAUUUAGCAUCGAUCUACGCUAAAAUAAACACUUUAGUGGCUGAUUUAUGUAUGUUUUUGGUUGGUGUGUGGGGAUUCCCUCUAUUGAGGUUUCAUGAGUUCAUCAAUAAUAUUUUUCCUUUUUCGUUGAACA
Messenger RNA from Gastrolobium bilobum, 1078 nucleotides. RefSeq lists its product as uncharacterized. NCBI's taxonomy places the organism in Eukaryota, Viridiplantae, Streptophyta, Magnoliopsida, Fabales, Fabaceae. The transcript is spliced from 2 exons. Bases 220 to 852 code for a protein of 210 amino acids. The record is from RefSeq and is a predicted model, not a curated record.